AUGAAGAGCCACUCCGAUUACUCCGAUAGAGUCUGGGGCGAGCCUCCUUUGGACGUCAUCCCGAGUUGGCGCGAAAAUAUCAAAACAAAGAUGGCGACGGUAGCGGCAACAUCGAAAGUGGACUGCGCUCAAGGAAAAAACGGGAAAAACAAUCCUUCAUCCACCGCACAAAGUAUAGGCACAGGAUCGGCAGAAAUGAUAGACGCUGAGAUGCGAAGAAGACAGUUGAAAUUAAAUCGGAGGGCACAAAGAAAACGGCGUAAGGCCAGAAUGAAAGCAAAACGAAAGGAGGAGGAAAUGGCUAAAAAACGCGCGGAGGUCGAAAACCAAGUCUGUGCUAUGCUUGCAUCUGUUCAAUCCGACUUAAACAGCCUUGUUGAAGCCGAGAAACGAAAAUCAGAGCAGUAUCUGUCUCUUGCGAGGAAGUAUUACACGAUGUGGAAGACACUGAAUGAUGAAAGAGCUUGGCAGCAGCACGAAGCGAAGGCACGGAGUGCAGAGGAAAGGGAUAAGCUUAAAUGUGUAAGUUUCUUCAGCGUUCUCCAUUUAUGCUACUUGAAAUUAUGCUACUUGUUCUUCCCUAAAACAGGGUUGGUUAACAGGUUUUCACUACUCUAGCGAGCUCAAUUUUGUAAAACAUAGUUUGCCAAAUUAAAUGUGCGCUUAAACAAAGGACCCUUUUGUUUUCCGAGGCUCGGCGUCUUUGACAUAUUGGAAUAGGGGGGAAAUAAAACGAACUAUAGAUAUGGGCUUUUUGUGUGUAUGGCCCUCUCUGGCUGGUAAUUCCUCUGGCUAAUAAGCUAAUAAAGUCGUUUGACCUCAAAUCUGUCCGAAGUAACAUCUCAAACCAAAUCGAACUAAUUCGAACACAUUCGAGCCCUCACCAAAAAAAAAAAAAACCUUUGAGCAAUUAUUUAACUUUUGAUUGUGUUCAUUUGCGCUUUGUUGAGUAUGGUUAGUUAGAUUGAACUCGAUUAGGUUUGAUGGCUUACACUUUGAGGCUAGAUGAUGAUUGAAAAAUAGUGGUCAACUUUGGAUCCAUGGAUGGAUUGUACAAUGCAUUGGAAACGGGGUUAUGCAUAUAGUAAGACAGACAUGCCUGGUUUCUAUAAUAAUCAUGAUCGUCCUGGUUGUUCCAGCAAAUGACCCGGACAACUGAGACAACCUCGAGCGGUUGGAUAGAGUUGAGUUCUAUCGGAUGAUCAUGUAAAUUUUGAAGCGAUCAUAUGGAAACGCUCUUAGACAACUUAGACGAUUGGGAUAAUAGAAGGCUAUCCCACAAAUAUUCACUCUUAUUCUAGCAUUCAGGAAUACAUUGGGCCCGGACGCCGCUGAAGUUGAAAAAAAAUAGGACAAAAUUGUUCGCACCGCAUAUAGGCACUAUUUGAAACUAGAGAAAGUCCAUCAGAUCAAGUUCUUGAUGUGCUACUAUGGGUGCUUACCAUUUGACAGAAAAAUCCAGUCGGGGUGUCAAAAGCAUAAUGGUAAGCGAUUUACCAGUUUACCAUAGAAUUGCCACAACUGUAGCAGUUUGAAAUAUCCAAAAAGGGGCGAAUUUGUGAAGUGUGAGUCUGGAACCGAGAAAGAACCAAGAAGUUGGUAAAUGGUCAGCAACAUUUCCAUUUGGUUUGUACCAACCGGAAUGAACAGACUUCCUCAAAACGUACUCCUCAAUUUUUGGUUGGAAUUUCCGAAAAAGUGACCUUACCAAUUAUUACCUUCCAUCCGGAAUUUCGGAAAUUUUCUAUCAAAUGGUAAGCACCCUGUGUCUUUGUGGAACUCUUCUAGCUUGUCAACGCUGCAAAUUAAAAGUAAAAGUAGAUAGCAAGGCACAAGGUUUGCUCUUUGAUUAAAUCCAUCAUUAUGUUUGGCUUGUUUGCACAACAUGUGCAAAAAUUCCACUGCCUGACCCAGACACAUCUCUGACCAUGUCGCAUCUCUUGUCUUUGAGGUGAUCAAGAUUAUUAUAUGUUAACUGCCAAUAAUUGUCUCAGUUGUCGGGAUCGUCUCAAAAUAUUUUCAAACGACUGGGGUGAUCGUGUCAAUCCUAAGGAUCAUGGAAACCAGGCUUAACAAGAUUGCCAGCUAUGCAGGCUACAUGUGUCUGCAGACUAACAAAAACAAAUCUUAAACUGCAAUGGAACUACAGUGAAGUAAGAUUAAUUUUCUUUUGCCUGUCGAACUUUAUUUUGCAGGAUUUUUCCAUUUCACCCUUCUGUUUAUUCUCUCAUUUGUAAAAUCAUAGUAUCAUAGGGCCUGUUUUAAUGUGGUGAGCCAGCCUAGUUUUCUGCGCUAGCCCAUUUUACAAGGCUGGCUCGGCAAAAUUUUUCAUUGAGUUUAUAUAAGAAGGCAUAUGGCCCGCUAGUUGAGAUUUCACCUUGAGCAAAUAGGAUCUUCGCAAGAGAAAUAGAACAACAAUUUUAUGGGGAAACAAGGCAUGAGCCAAGCCUGCUUGGUAAAACGGACCAGCCCAUGCUCAUCUUAUUUAAACAGGCCCAUUGUAAGUGAUUGUACCAAACUCCUUUUUGAAUGACAAAAUAAUAUAAAGUGUGUGAAUCAAAUUCUAAAAUGUUGUGCUAAGUUUGUUUGUUUGUUUUUUUUUUCAGGUCUCAUUAUUGAAGGUGCAGAACCCUGUCUGUCCUUUAGAGAUGGUAAGUAAUAAAUUUAAGGCCCUCCAAAGACAAAACUUAAAUAAUUUAUUUAUGUAUUUAUGUAGUUGUCAACAAUCAUGAAUACACAGUCUACUCCUGAUAACUUGAACUUUCUAGGGGAAUAGAUUAAAGCUUGAGUUAUUGGGAGCUUGAAGGAAAUAACCGGAUGCAAGGAAAUAAGGCUGGAAAAGGAAUACAAGUAUCCUGCACACUUCACUUCAAGGGCAGCGAGAGAUAGAGAUGUGUUGAUCUUUAUUUUGAAGAAGGAAUUAAGCAACAAAGUAGAAAUAUAUAAAUAAAUUCAAUGUUUUGGACUGCAAUGUUUUUUUGACUUGCCUCACGCUUAGAACAUGGUUCAAGUCAUCGAGGGUAAAAUAAUUGAAAUUAUCUGAAGGGAAACAAAAAUUACUUUGAGUAAGCAGAAGGCUCAAGUUAUCAAGGGUUCUAGUUUACUGAGGGAAAAAUUGACAGGUCCUUAAAAGGGACAAUAUGUACCCAUAUGUUGUCUCUGUGUUAUCGCACAUGUCUCUUUUCAUUGAAAAUCACACACGAAGUCAUUGCAGUAUUAAAUAUAGUACUAGAUUUGUUUCAUUUUAAAGUUCUUGAUUUGUUUUUAUUUCAGACCUCAGUAACACUGAACAAGAGGUUUUCUGACUACCUGAGUUCAUCAGAGGGCCCUUUCAAAGUCCUUGGAGAAACCCUCAACGUCACUAGUGCCAUUUGAACAAAGUAAUGCCCAGUUUAUUUUGUUAUUAUUUUUUUGGGGGGGAAGGGGGGUAGGAUUAAAAAGAAAUGCAUUUGAAGUUAGAAGUACAGUUUGUAAAAUACGUGUAUUAGCAAAAUGAACCUUACUCGUUAUAUAUAUAUAUAUAUAUAUAUAUAUAUUUACCCGUUUUUACCUUUUUUUACUGUUUUUACCCUUUUUAAUAGUUGUAAAUUAGUUAUAUAUAUUUUAGGGGGAGGGCCACAAGUGGUGGCCAGAAUGGUGACUUGACCAGCAAAAAACUUCACUCGCUGGUCACACAAACUCUCACUCUUAAACAAACAGCGAAAUCCUCACCUUUACACCUCAGAAUACUCUCUUUGUAAAAAUAAAAUCACAUUUGUUAAUAGAAAAUUCCACAAGGAUUAGUUAACUUCUUUUUCCAAAUACAUGUAUUUCGGCUGGUCAGAAUGAGACUUGACCGAGCAAUAUUUUCUUUGGCUGGUCAUCGUGUCUGGCCUUAGUGCACCAAUGAUAUUUUGGAUUCUAGGAUUAACAUUGACUUUUAUUUCUUGAGACAACAGGAGUGUACAAUAGCUGUUUCUGAAAUGACAAAAUUGUCUUCAUUCUAUUUUCUAGCAUCAAAGUAAAAUUUUCAGUGGUGCUUCAGUCUUCAAUGCUCCUGUACAAGAAGUCCUUCAUUAAAGUUAAAGAUACAGUCAAGAAAAGCACUUUUAUGUCAUGAUGAUGAUGAUGACGAUGAUGAUGAUGGUGGUGUUGGUGGUGCCAUGGUGAUCUGGUAACUGAUAUGCUCCUAUUUUACUUCAACGUGUUACAUGUACAUUGGUACUCCACGGGCAGAUCCAGAAACUUCAGAAAGGGGUGGCCAGGACACUUGCCCACUUGCCAGCUAUAUAGAUACAUGUACUUUUUAUUUUCCAAGAAUUCUAUAAAAAUAAUGCAAAAUUUCAAAGCAAAAGGGGUUGCUGCAGCGCCCACGGCCCACUCCUUUAUCUGCCCUUGUACUCUAAUUACCCGUCAAUAAGCCAG
Porites lobata is the source of this 4404-nucleotide messenger RNA. The record is from the annotation of a GenBank genome assembly. NCBI's taxonomy places the organism in Eukaryota, Metazoa, Cnidaria, Anthozoa, Scleractinia, Poritidae.